UUAAAAAUCUGUUCUUCCCUUUUCACGCUAUAUUUAAAAUGUUAUGUUUGGACCUUUAGUAAAACGUUAACCCGCCAGAAGGAUGGUAAAGCAAAACAAGUUAUUCCUGUUCAUAACUUGGUUAUUGCUGUCUCAAAGUGUAUGCCAGGCACAAGUCAUACCGUUACGGAAUGUAGUUGACCAGCAGCAAUCUAUUUUUCUUAUCGAUGAUGUUGAGGUUGGAGACGACCAAGAACUUGGCAUAGGAAGUGCUGCUCUACCUGGUCUUGCAUCCUUUCCAUUUCCUCUGAUAAUAUUGGUUCCACUAAUGACAAUGAUGGCAAUGACUAUGAUGGAAUCUAUGAGUUUGACGGCGGUAGCACAAUCUGUAACGAAUCAAACCGCUGUGGAGACUGUGACGACCGCAGCGGUAGCUUGUCCAACACCAGAGCCACUUCCAGCAACAACUCCAUGUGUUCCAUCAAGUUGCCCUGAGGGGUAUAGGUUGUUAGAUGAUCAAAAUGUCAGCCCUAACUGUUACAUGUUUAGUGGCACUACCAGGAAAAAAUGGUGUGAAGCUCUUAUGAAAUGUACCAUGACAAAAGGAGCGACUCUAUGGGUACCAAACAGCGAGGCAGAGGCGAAUGCUGUUAGAACAACAUUUUCUAUUCCCCCUGCUACCAGGAUAUGGACAGGGGGAAAUGAUCUGAAAGAUAAUAAUGGAAAUUUUGUAUUUGCUAUAGAUAAUAGUGAAUUUUCAUUCGAUAACCUUGAGUUUGGAACAGGUGACGACGGCCCAAAGGAAUCUAAUUGUGUUAUUAUAAGAUACCUAGAAAAUCCACUUCCUUGGCGUUGGAAUGAUAGAAACUGUGAUCGUGAUACGCUCUUCGUUUGCGAACUUCCAAGAACACCUUGUCCAUAAAGAAACGUGAGCUGUAAAAGCAGUACAGUACAUGGGAAAAUACAUCGCUAUGAUUGGUGUAAUCAUCUGAAUAAAAGAAGUGCCUACUUAUGUGCUUCGACUUCGA
Messenger RNA from Mytilus trossulus (common blue mussel), 1007 nucleotides. RefSeq names its product C-type lectin domain family 19 member A-like. The record is from RefSeq and is a predicted model, not a curated record. NCBI's taxonomy places the organism in Eukaryota, Metazoa, Mollusca, Bivalvia, Mytilida, Mytilidae. Gene Ontology annotation, molecular function: signaling receptor activity. The coding region runs from base 83 to 901 and encodes 272 amino acids. The transcript has 8 exons.